Molecule: messenger RNA, 636 nt
Organism: Lachancea fermentati
Lineage: Eukaryota; Fungi; Ascomycota; Saccharomycetes; Saccharomycetales; Saccharomycetaceae
Source: the annotation of a GenBank genome assembly
AUGUCUUCUGAACAGGUUUCAAAUCUUCGAGACUCCCUAAAUAGGUGGAAUGAGUCGCGCUCGCAACAUUCACAGGGGUUUAAUGAAGGCGCAAAGACGCUUUUUUCAUCGUGGGCCGAUUCCCUUAAUGCAAGAGCGCAAGAUGUUUAUCAGCGCCUACCAAUGACGCAGCAGGAUUUGGCACAGGAUCAAGAGCCCUCGUGGUUUGCACUUUCACGGACUGAAAGGUUGAUGCUAUUUGUGUGUUUCAUCCUAGGCUCUGUGGGGUGCUUUACGCUUUGCGUGUUCCUCUUCCCCGUUUUGGCCGUGAAGCCCCGCAAAUUCGGUCUCUUAUGGUCGAUGGGGUCGCUGCUAUUUGUGCUGGGAUUUGGAGUUCUUCAGGGCCCUGUUGCGUACAUCAAGCAUCUUACCUCGCGGGAGAGAUUGCCCUUCAGUUUAUUCUUUUUCACAACGUGCUUUCUAACCAUCUACUUUGCUGCUAUCAAGAAGUCAGCUAUCCUAACGAUCCCAUGCGCUGUGCUACAGCUUAUCGCAGUUAUAUAUUACGGUGUGAGCUACUUUCCCUUUGGAGGUUCAGGUUUGAGGGUGAUUAGCACUGUGGGCAUGAACCAGGCCAGAGGCGUCUUGAGGAUUUGA